GAUGGUCAGCGUUCACAACAACAACAAAAUGAACAAUCCACUUUCGCUUCUCUGUGCAUUGCCUUUCGAUCUUUAGAUUUACCUCAAAAUGAUUCAUGAUUCAUCCAGUAGUGGAGAAGGAUCAGACGAGGAUUUUCCACGUGAACUUAUUAGAAAUAAUUCGCGAGAACAGCGGCCAUUCAGCAGUUUCAGCACGCCAAGUUCUACCCCUCGUGGGUCAUUGGUUUCUGGUUUGAACAACUUGAAUACAACUCCAAGUCCAACCCCAUCGUUGCAGUCGUUACAGUCUGAAUUACUUGAGUUUCAAGAGCGAGAGGAAAGAAAGGAAAUACUACAGCUUUAUGUGUUUGUUUUGAGGUGUAUUUCAUAUCCAUUCAACGCCAAACAGCCAACUGAUCUCGCCAGAAGGCAGGCCAAAGUUAGCAAACUACAAUUACAUACAAUCAAAGACCGAUUUGAAGCAUUUCUAGACGGUAAUACUCGGAUUAACUCAGAUGAGGCAUUUUACAAUGCUGUUAAAGCGUACUUCGAUAUCUUCAUCUGUAGUGAAAGAGUUUUAAAGCUUGUUGUAAGCGGGGGCUGCUCAGCGAAUGAUUUCAGGGAAGUUUUUAAGGGUAUUAUCGAGAAACGGGUUCGUUUCUUGCCAGAAAUACAUGGCCUGAGUAAAGAAACAGUUCUUAGUGCUUGGAUGGCUAAGUUUGAUUCUAUUUAUCGAGGAGAAGAUGAUUAUAAACGAGGAUCAUCACGAAUAGCAGCGUCGGCCGCUUCUGAACUAAUGCUUUCGAAAGAGCAGUUGUAUGAAAUGUUUCAAACAAUUCUGGAUAUCAAGAAGUUUGAGCACCAAAUCCUUUACAAUGCUUGUCAGCUUGAUAAUGCCGAUGAACAAGCUGCUUGUAUUAGGAGGGAACUUCAGAAUAAAAUGCGAAGUAUUGGAGAGUUGCGAAAGCGACUACCACCUUUUCUACACAAAGACAUGGAAAAACUGUUUGUUGAAGAACAACAAAAAGACAUCAACACCCUCAUGCAAGCACUGGAAAGUCUUCCCGUCUCUAGAUCAGGAGCUUCAGAAAAGUAUUCCCUGUAUAAGUACAAAAAAGCACAAAACACUUUUGUGAUGGAUGUUCCUGAUGACGCUCAUCCAUCUUUGGCCAUAUCAGAUGUCGUUCUGUCCUUUACUAUUGAGGUUGUUGUAGCUGAAGCAAGAGGUCUUAAGUCACUACAAGCAAAAAGAAUAGUCUACUGCACUAUGGAGGUUGAAGGUGGAGAGAAAUUGCAAACUGGAGAAGCUGAAGCUGUGAAACCUGUAUGGGACACUCAAGGUGAUUUCACUACUUGCCAUCCCAGACCUAUCAUCAAGAUUAAAUUAUACGAAGAAAGAUCUGGUGUACUGGCUCUAGAUGACAAAGAACUUGGCAGACUUACUAUUAAGCCAAGCCCAGGAGGAUCAGAUGCAUUUGAAUGGCAUACAUUAACACCACACAAGGGCUGGACAGGGCCAAAGCUAGAAUUACGACUUGCCGUUAAAAUGGACAAACCACUUAACUUAAAGAAAGCAGGUUUUCUAUAUGCACAUGGAAAGUCUGUGUGGAAAAAGUGGAAGAAAAGGUUUCUUAUUCUUGUUCAGGUGAGUCAUUGCACCUUUGCAUUGUGUAGCUAUGUAGAGAAGAAGUCAGAGCCAACAGACAUGCUGCAAGUUGAUGGCUAUACUGUUGACUAUUGCGAUAAACCUGCAGGUGAAGAGCAUAAUGAGGCAAGAUUCUUCUUUGAGGCUGUAAAAGAAGGAGAUCAAAUAUUGUUUGGUACAGAAGAAGAGCUUGAAAGAACAAUGUGGGUUAAUAAACUAUACAUGGCAACAGGGCAGUCACAUAAACCCAUAGCACCUAAACUAUCAAUGGUUGCAACAGCUAAAGAAAGCAAGACCAACACACUUGGAAGGGCACAAGGAGCUGCAGAUCAUGCAAAGAAACUUGGGCUAGAUGCUUUAAUUCAAGCAACACCAAAUUCGUUUGACCAUCAUUACUUGUUUGAAGUUUUACAAAGGAAGACUCUUGGACAUCGUUUGAAUGACUCUUAUUCUUGUUUGGGAUGGUUUUCUCCUGGGCAAGUCUUUGUUCUUGAGGAGUACUGUGCAAGAUAUGGAGUGCGUGGAUGUCAUCGUCAUCUGUGUUACCUUAGUGAUUUGCUGGAUAGAGCAGAGUCUGGUAUUAUGAUUGACCCCACCCUACUGCAUUACAGUUUUGCAUUUUGCGCAUCACAUGUCCAUGGGAAUAGACCUGAUGGUAUUGGCACAAUUACCACUGAAGAAAAGAGCAAGUUUGAAGACAUCAAAGACAGACUGUGGAACUUGUUGGCUCACCAGAUUGUUCACUUUAGGUACUGCUUCCCUUUUGGUCGUCCUGAGGGAGCCCUAAAGGCGACACUAUCCUUAUUUGAACGUAACGAAGAACAUCAUUCUGAGGCUUUUGCAUGGGUUAGUGAUUUAAUGACCGAACACCAAGAGAUAUUUUGGUCAUUGUAUUCUGUCGAUAUGGAUGAAGCACUAGCCACUCAACCUCCUGAUACAUGGGAUAGUUUUCAACUAUUCCAACUCCUUAAUGAGUAUCUCAGUAGUGACUCGGUUUUGUGCCGUGGUAAAUUCCAUAUACACUUGCGUGAAACAUUUGCCCCACUUGUUAUCCGGUACCUUGAUCUUAUGGAGUCAUCUAUUGCACAGUCUCUGCACAGAGAGUUUGAAAAGGAGACAUGGGUAGCUGUUGGGGCUGGUUGUAAUUCAUCUGAGGAACUAUUCUGGAAACUGGGUGCCCUUCAGAAGUUUGUGACUGACCUGAAUUGGCCUGAUGAAGUAAUGGAGGCCCAUCUUGUCAAACGACUUAAACUCAUGUCGUCAGACAUGGUCAUGUCAUGUGUCAAGAGAACUAGAGAAGCAAUUGAAAAAUGGAUUAAAAAUGCAAGUUUUACCAUGGAUUCUGUGAUACCCAAUAAAGUGAUGGUCAUGCUUAAUGUUAUUAGUCAAGCAAAAACACAGCGACGUUACCAUUCAGAUGUAUCUUCCUUUUUAUCUGAGACACAGAAAGACGUGUCCAGUCAAAUUAUAACAAAGAACCCUGGAGACGAACUCUAUAAAGGUUUUAACAAAUUUCUGAGAGAAAAUCUAAAGCAAGUCAUGGAAGUUCUUAAGGAAGAACAGCUUAAGAAGUAUAUUGUGAAGGAAUUACCAAAGAUUUUCCAGAUUUGUGAGCUGUAUGGUCUUCCAGCCAAGCGCCUAAGAUGUCCUUUGUAUGGUACRCUGUUGUCAAGGUUACAUAUUGAGGAGGCAAUGCUUAAGGGGGAGCAAAUCGACUGCAUUGAUGACUACACGGGCUAUAAACACUCAGACGACAGUAGCAGUGAAGAUGAGCUAUAG
Molecule: messenger RNA, 3403 nt
Organism: Exaiptasia diaphana
Lineage: Eukaryota; Metazoa; Cnidaria; Anthozoa; Actiniaria; Aiptasiidae
Product: calcium-dependent secretion activator 1
Exons: 22
Coding region: 89-3403 (1104 amino acids)
Biological process (GO): dense core granule exocytosis; synaptic vesicle exocytosis
Source: RefSeq, a predicted model, not a curated record